AUGACUGAGAGAGGACGAGCCAUGUGGCGCACGUGCCUAGCCUCAGCGUUCCGUACAGCUCUAGCAUGCACUAUCGUUGGCUCAGCUACACUCUACGGACCCGAAUGGAUCCUCCGCCACGUGGCAUUCCCGGCGUUCUCUUACGUCACGGUCAUUCUUAUCAUCACCGACGCUACCCUCGGAGACACACUACGUGGCUGCUGGCUAGCUCUUUACGCUACAUGCCAGAGCGUGGGACCUGCGAUCAUUACACUAAGGCUUAUAGGACCAGCUCAUCUCACGGCGGCAACUACUUCUUUAGCUGCGGCUCUAGCGGCGUUUGUGGUGGUGCUACCAAACAGCUCGACCCAUUUGGUGGCUAAGAGGAUCGCGUUAGGACAGAUCGUUCUGAUUUACGUUAUCGGUUAUAUAAAAGGAGCUGAGACUGAGCCAGUCAUGCACCCUCUUCGAGUCGCAGCCAGUACCGCUCUUGGUGUUAUAGCUUGCGUUCUUGCACUUCUCGUCCCACUUCCACGCUUGGCUACGUGCGAGGUGAAACAAGGCUGCAAAGAGAUUGGUCAAAAUGUAACGACGAGAGUGAAGUUGUACAUGAAGGCUUUUUGUGCCGAGGAUGCUACGUCAGCAAUGGCUUCUGUCUCACAAGCUCGAGAGUUGUCUCGUAUCUGCUCCAAGCUAUAUCAAACAAUCAAACGCUACCAACCAAGCAUGAAAUGGGAGAGGCUUCCAUUUAAGGUAUGGAGAUGGCAAAACGUGAACGAUAACAAAGGAGAGAAGCUAGAGAGCAUGGAGAUUGCUCUUAGAGGAAUGGAAAUGGUCUUAGCAAGCAAAUCUACUAUUCCCAAGAGUUUACUUGCGGGAGAAGUAAAAGACGGUCUCAAGAACAUGCAAGAACGUGUGAUCCUCUCAAUCAAACGAGUAAACAACAUCCCUCAACCGUCGGUAACUCCAGAAACCGAUCUAGAAAAACCCGAUGAGUGCCUCCAAACACUUCAGGAAAUACCAGAAUCGCCUCAAGAUUUGCCCUUUUACUUCUUCUUGUUCUGCAUCAGGCUCCUUGAAACCAUCACAAUGGAUAAACGGGAGGAUAACAAAGUAAAACCGGAGGAGAACAAGGGCUCAACAAAAUCCAAGAGUCGGUCUUGGAUUAGUGAUUGGGACAGCAAGAAGGUUAUGCCGGCAAUAAAGCUAUCGCUUUCAUUAGGUUUAGCGAUUUUCCUAGGCACGUUGUAUAGUAAGCCAAACGGGUAUUGGGCUGGUUUACCGGUGGCGAUCAGCUUUGCGGCGGCGAGAGAGGCGACGUUUAAAGUGGCGAAUGUUAAGGCACAAGGGACAGUGAUAGGGACAGUGUACGGAGUGAUGGGUUGCUUUGUGUUUCAGAGGUUUCUAACGGUUAGGUUUCUUUCUUUGCUUCCAUGGUUUCUCUUCUCAAGCUUCUUGAGCAAGAGUCGGAUGUACGGACAAGCCGGAGGUAUAUCGGCGGCGAUAGGAGCCGUUUUGAUUCUUGGAAGGAAGAAUUUCGGACAUCCAAGCGACUUUGCGAUCGACAGAAUCAUCGAGACUUUUAUUGGGUUGUCUUGUUCGAUCUUGGUGGAGCUUAUCUUGCAGCCCACGCGAGCCGCUAAUGUAGCGAAACUCGAGCUGUCGAGAAGCUUCCAUGCUUUGUACGAGUGUGCAAGCUUGUUCGGAGCUAAAGUGAGUAAAGCAGAGAUAAUGGAGAGUCAAAAGAAGAUGAGAGGUCAUUUGAAUAUGCUCAAGAAGUUCACGGAAGAAGCCCAUGCAGAGCCAAUCUUCUGGUUUUCGCGUUUUAACGCUUCUUGCUACGAAAAGCUGUUCAAGUCAUUGUCUAAAAUGGCUGAUCUAUUGCAAUUCAGCGGUCACGCUAUAGGGUACCUUGGAGAACAAGGAAAAGGAAAAUUACCACAGUGCAAGGAGAUUCUUAGUGACGUAGACAAAGAUCUCAAGAGCCUAACGCAGAGCAUAGGUCUACUAGCUAAAUCUUUCGAGGAGAUCACUCUGCUCAAAUCACUGGACGCCCUCGAAAAGGCUCUGGCCAAGAGCGACAACAGCUCAUGGGACAUCGAGCUGGGGAAGACACCAAACCCUAGCUUCUCAGGCGCAGAGAGCGAGCCAGAUAAGAUUUUAGAGACUUAUCUCCAGCAUUGCAGAGGAGUUGCUGAUGGAAUGUUCCGUGUGGAAGAAGAAAAGGAAGAGGACGUUCUUGAAGUGGACAAGAGUGAAGUUGUGUUGAGUUUGAGUGCGUUAGGGUUUUGUGUGGAGAGAAUGGAGAAAGAGACGAGAGAGAUUGAGGAGAUGGUUAAAGAGUUUCAUCGAGAUCAGAAGAGUGAGGCGUGCACAAUUUUUCUAAUCAUCUGCAUCAAGAAAAUGGCGACUAAUGGAACGACGACGAAGCCACCACCGACGCCUUCUCCUCUGCGUAAUUCCAAGUUUUUUCAGUCAAACAUGAGGAUCUUGGUGACAGGAGGAGCUGGAUUUAUUGGUUCACAUCUUGUUGAUAGAUUGAUGCAAAACGAAAAAAACGAAGUAAUAGUUGCAGAUAAUUACUUCACAGGAUCAAAAGAUAAUCUCAAGAAAUGGAUUGGUCAUCCAAGAUUUGAGCUCAUUCGUCAUGAUGUGACUGAACCUUUAAUGGUCGAAGUUGAUCAAAUCUACCAUUUAGCAUGUCCUGCUUCUCCAAUUUUCUACAAAUACAAUGCCGUUAAGACGAUAAAAACAAAUGUGAUUGGCACACUUAACAUGUUGGGACUAGCUAAGCGAGUCGGAGCAAGAAUUUUGCUUACUUCCACAUCUGAAGUGUAUGGUGAUCCUCUUGUUCACCCACAACCCGAGAGCUAUUGGGGAAAUGUAAACCCCAUUGGUGUUAGAAGCUGUUAUGAUGAAGGAAAACGUUGUGCAGAGACUCUUAUGUUUGAUUACCAUAGACAACAUGGGAUUGAAAUACGCAUAGCGAGGAUAUUCAACACAUAUGGUCCUCGUAUGAACAUUGAUGAUGGUCGUGUCGUGAGCAACUUCAUUGCUCAGGCUCUCAGGGGAGAAGCACUGACUGUUCAGAAACCGGGAACACAAACUCGUAGUUUCUGUUAUGUUUCUGACAUGGUAGACGGUCUAAUGCGUCUGAUGGAAGGAGACCAAACCGGACCAAUCAAUAUAGGCAAUCCAGGCGAAUUUACCAUGGUUGAACUUGCUGAGACGGUUAAAGAGCUUAUUAAACCGGAUGUGGAGAUAAAGAUGGUUGAGAACACACCGGAUGAUCCGAGACAGAGGAAACCGGAUAUAACCAAAGCUAAAGAAGUUUUUGGUUGGGAACCAAAAGUGAAGCUUCGUGAAGGACUUCCUCUUAUGGAAGAAGAUUUUCGUCUCAGGCUUGGAGUAGUCAAGAAGUGA
This is a messenger RNA of Microthlaspi erraticum, 3402 nucleotides long. Lineage: Eukaryota; Viridiplantae; Streptophyta; Magnoliopsida; Brassicales; Brassicaceae. The record is from the annotation of a GenBank genome assembly.